CUCCGAACACCCAAGCUACCCCCUACACGUGUACCUACCUGCCGGGCAUCAAAAGUCUAGGCUGGCCGGCCCCGGUGUCUUGACUUGAUUGCCCACCCUUCCUCAUGUACAUGAAGCCGUGUGUCGCCUGUCGUUGACCACGGGUCGGGUUUGCGGCAUGGAAGCCCCUAUAACCGCAUAGCAACAUCCUCCCGUCGACGCUCCGCUGGCACCCGUCCCAGGACUAGCACGGCACCAUGGGCAACACACAGUCCUCCAUUGAGGCUCCUCGGAGGCUGUCGCACAGGCUAUCGAAGCCGAAAACGGGCAAUCAUGCGACAGCAGGCCUGUUGAGCCCCAACGCCUUCUCAAGUAGCUCGAGACGCUUUUCGAACGCCCGCCUGAGCUCCAACCUCCCAUACCCACCACCUCCAAGCCCGUCACCAGCCUCUACGCCAACAACAGCGACGACGGUGACGUCCGCAGACGAGACAACCGCCAAUGCAGAACAGGGUAUAGAGAGGAGCGCGUCGGUCAUCGUGCCGCUUCCCCAAGACAAAGAGCGGAGGAGGAGGAGCUUGUUUCGCUCAAAGUCGUCCCAGGCCACCUCUGAUCCCAAGCGGCGGAACAGCAGCCUUGGGCCAGUUUCGCGGGUGGCAGACAAGGUGGGCAGGGCAAAUUCCAUGACGUACGAAUCCGCAGUUGCGUACUAUGGACAACCGGGCCCGGAGAGUUGGCCAGUGCCGCCGAGAUCACGUACUUCGUGGAACUACGACUUGACGUCCUACGAAGCCAAGCGUCUCCUCAACCUCGCCGAAGAACCAGCUCUUGAGCUCGCGACGACCAUGUCUGAAAGCAGAACCGUGGUCACGGAGACGACAUGGAAGAGCUCGAAUCCGACAAACUCGGCAAAACCGGCGAGCACUCCAGUCAGCCGUGUCAACUCGGACUUGUCACUUUACAUGCCGGUUCGGCGGCGGUCUGUCAUACAGACACCGGGCGUGGCGACGCGUUCGAACUCGGCUCGCGAGAGCCCUGUCGCGUCGAUGCCGAAUUUCCGCUUCAGCCAUCCGCCGACGCCAAACUUGUCGAGGCAGCAGUCUUUCGAAUCUUACCGGGGUGGGGUUGUGUCGCUGCCGCCCCCUCUCCAUGACCCGGAUUCUACCCCUCGGGUAGUAACGCCCUGUGAGGACAAAUAUCAAUCAAUUGGGGCAUUCAAGCUCGGGUCUCUGCGGAUAACAAAUGGUGCUGCUAGCCCUGAGAUCGAGAAGACGCGUAAAAGGGGAGAGCCGGGCCAGGACGGCAUUGAGGGACGAGGUGAUUAUUUUGGAGGAGCACAGCCAGGAGAAUUUGGUGGUACGGCGCGUGCGGCGGUGCAGCCGCUUGUGCAGCAGACCGAAGCGCCCCUCCCGAGGAUUGAGGCUCCGCAGCCGCGGGCUGCACGACUCAGCCCGAUUGCUUCCUCAUUUCUGAGCAUUGAGACUACUCGUAAUGUCUCAGGCUCACUGUCUCAGGAGCCUGCCGUAACCACAUCGGACGUGCCGUUCGAGUUUCUGGCCGAGAUCGACUUCACCCCGUUCUCUCUGAGUGAUUCGCCGCUUCUUAGCCCGCAGCUACAGACCACCUCCAAGGCUACCGCUCUUGAUGAUGAGCUGUUCGAAGAUGAUGCUCAGCCAGAGUACUCAUUUGUGGAGGUGCUCGAUGUUCGCCUGGAUCCGAAUGCGAAACCGCCCCACGGGCAGGCUGACCGUACCACCGACACUGCCGUUGAGAGGUCCGAUAGUGGCUUUGUGUCUGUGUCCACGAAAAGCCCGUCCACAGAAUCAGCCCACAAGCCUCUUACAAAGGCCGAUUCGGGAUAUAGUUCCAAUGUUUCGCUGCGAUCAUUCCAACUGAAGACCCAGGGCCUCCAAGAAGGCCUGGAAUUAUCACUUGAGAAACAGCCGUCUCAGUCAAGUCAGAAAAGCUCGGAAACACCGAGCUUACCAAGCCAGCUUCAUGAUGUAUCGUCUGGUGUUUUGUAUCCAGCGGCACCCCAGAGAGAUCCCCCUCCCCCGCCCGUCCCCCCCAAGGACCUCCAUUCGACCUCGCCUAGGCCAUCGCCGAUAAAAGCGAGUUUCGUUCCGACGAGGAGUCUUUCUGACCAUAGCCGCACCACGGAGGUCUAUCUCAGUCCGGCAGGCGCAUUGAGGGCAGCGAAGCAUGUUCCAUCCCCAAUCCUCAGUCCUCCUUACGACGCCGGCAGACUCAAAUCGCCCGAAACCACUCCUCUCACCCCAACAAGCGCAACGUCCGUGAGAUCUGACAACUCGUGCUCAGCUUUGAGCAUUGGGAGUGGGUCACGCCGGCCCGGGAAGUUGCAGAGGUUUCUCAGCGGAGCUCGCCACCCUGCCGCUGGACCACUUACGGUUCACGCGACGCACGUGGUUGAGAAGAUUGGCAUUCCGUCCAUACCCCAGGAUGUCGAGCAUAAGCUUCGCGAGCGCAUUGGGCUAUUCCCCACAACAACCAAGAGGCUCGCUUUGAAACCUCGUUCCAGUAUGGACACGUUGAGAACCAUCUUCAGCGUCGGAAGCAUGGACGCCAGUGUCGAGGCUCUCAAUUCCGUCCCAACCGCAGUCCCAACUGUUGCUAAAGUUGUCGAGGUCGACGACGAAGAUGCCCCCGAGACCAAAGGAAACUCUUGGAAGCAGACCUUGCAAUCAGCGCCCUCGUCUUUUGUACAGGUGGCGGCUCAUAUGAUAAAUCCAGUGGCGAGGAAACCGGUUCCUGUCGGCCACCAGUCGCUCAAGGGGGAGGGUCAAAUCGUGAAGGAGACGCCAACAGCAGAUUCCACGGUCCCCGAUACCGCAGAAUCGACAACAGACAGCGAAGGCGGGAGCAGUGUUGACAAUAUCACUGCAGCGCGUACCGAGGUGGAUGAUGGCGGAGUCACUAUCCUGUCGCCAACGCCGACAAGGAGAAGUAUGAGUCUUACAGCAGGUACCGCGCGUGGCUGGGAUGCGAGAUUGCCUGCUGUGAUCCCGCCGACGACUAUGUAUUCGAACCCAGACCUCCCAGUUUCCGCUCUUCCGAGUCCGCUCCUCGCGAGAGCAGUGGCUUCUGCGGAGACCAAGGCGAGGAGGUCUCCACCGGUUAGCAUGAUGACCCGGAGAUCGAUGCCGCUCAGAGUACCCCCGCCCUUGCGGUCGCAGUCGUCGACAGCAAGCCUUACCCGCCAGUCUAGCCGGGAGAGCCUUCAAAGCUACCCAUCUACACAGCCGCUUGCGAAGAAGGCCAGCAGAGACAGCAUCCACAGUUAUCCCUCUCAGCAAGGAGAAAUGGUGACAAACAGUCUCAAACACUCGGCUUCCACGCCUACCAUGGACCCGCGGCGGAUUAUGUCCUUUCGACACUCUCAGCCUGCCCAGCCUUCUCAAAGCAAAACUCCCAACUGGGAUGUGCAAACUGACCAUGACUUGAGUCGCCGUUCGUCUCAGACCUCUUUGAAUGGGGCUUGGGAGGCCCGAAACGGCCAGCCGCCGCCGCUUCGGCAUCGUGCGAGUUACGAUGGUUACAGCUACCAACAGAGGCGUAUCCAAAAAGGCCAUCCCCCGUCAAUGUCAAAUGGCUACACGGCUCCUGCCAAGCCGGCGGUUGACCCCUGGAGUAGCAACCAGUUUGAUGCCAUAGUCGGACAGCGUAUCCAAGAUGGCCCCUACCCACCACACGUGCCCCGAGGUCACCACCGAACGCACAGUGUAGGAAACCGCAGCGGUCACAAUACCAAUCCGCCAUACCGAAUCUUGCACAGUUAUAACUCCCCCGCAUAUCGAAACGUGCCGAUCUGGGGCUAG
Molecule: messenger RNA, 3815 nt
Organism: Lasiosphaeria miniovina
Lineage: Eukaryota; Fungi; Ascomycota; Sordariomycetes; Sordariales; Lasiosphaeriaceae
Exons: 3
Coding region: 237-3815 (1192 amino acids)
Source: RefSeq, a predicted model, not a curated record